GAUUGGAUUGAAUUUCUUGAAAUUAUUUAAGGAGUUCCAAUUCACCUCCAUUUGAAUUUUAUAUCUAUUUUAUUUAAUUUAUUCAAUUAUAUAUUUUUAUAAUUAUUAUUCUACAAUCAAUUCUAAUAACAAUUAGUCAAAUUGAAGUAUAAAAAGCAAAAAACAAUGUCUGCAGUUCCAAAGACUCAAAAGGGUGUCAUUUUUGAAAAAAAUGGUGGCCCAUUAAUUUAUAAGGACAUCCCAGUCCCAACUCCAAAACCAAAUGAAAUUUUAAUUCAUGUUAAAUACUCUGGAGUAUGUCACACUGAUUUACAUGCCUGGAAAGGUGAUUGGCCAUUAGACACUAAAUUACCAUUAGUCGGUGGUCAUGAAGGUGCCGGUGAAGUUGUUGGUAUUGGUGCUAAUGUCACUGGUUGGGAACUCGGUGAUUUAGCUGGUAUUAAAUGGUUAAACGGUUCAUGUUUAAGUUGUGAAUUCUGUCAAAACACCAAUGAACCAAAUUGUGCUAAGGCCGAUUUAUCUGGUUACACUCAUGAUGGUUCUUUCCAACAAUAUGCUACUGCUGAUGCCGUUCAAGCUGCUAGAAUUCCAAAGGGUACUGACUUAGCUGAAGUUGCUCCAAUCUUAUGUGCUGGUGUUACCGUUUACAAGGCUUUAAAGACUGCUGGUGCCAAACCAGGUCAAUGGGUUGCCGUUUCUGGUGCUGGUGGUGGUUUAGGUUCUUUAGCCAUCCAAUACGCUAAGGCUAUGGGUUUGAGAGUUGUUGCCAUCGAUGGUGGUGAAGAAAAAGGUGAAUUUACUAAAUCAUUAGGUGCUGAAGCAUACGUUGAUUUUUUCACUUCUAAAGAUAUUGUUGCCGAUGUUAUUAAGGCCACUGAUGGUGGUGCACAUGGUGCCAUUAAUGUUUCUGUUUCAGAAAAGGCUAUUGCCCAAUCUGUUGAUUACGUCAGAGCUACUGGUACUGUUGUCUUAGUUGGUUUACCAGCUGGUGCCAAGGUUGUUGCUCCAGUUUUUGAUGCCGUUGUCAAAUCUAUUUCCAUCAAAGGUUCUUAUGUUGGUAACAGAGCUGAUACUGCUGAAGCCAUUGAUUUCUUCUCCAGAGGUUUAAUUAAAUGUCCAAUCAAGAUUGUUGGAUUAUCUGAAUUACCAGGUGUUUACGAAUUGAUGGAACAAGGUAAGAUUAUCGGUAGAUAUGUUCUUGAUACUAGCAAAUAAUCGAACUGAAGUCUUCCGGAGAGGGUUAGUAUUAUAGAAUUUACCCUGUUGCAAAAAUUUGUCCAGGAGAAAAACAAUUAUGCAGAAGCUCUGGAUAUUUUCAUUAUCCUCUUUCAUGAAUUAAAAAUUUAUAUUAUUUUUUUAACGAAUUACGUUUUAAACAUUUCAGUAUCUUUAUAUUAAUAAACUAUACUUUAAAAUAA
Molecule: messenger RNA, 1418 nt
Organism: Scheffersomyces amazonensis
Lineage: Eukaryota; Fungi; Ascomycota; Pichiomycetes; Serinales; Debaryomycetaceae
Gene: ADH1
Product: Adh1p
Exons: 1
Coding region: 166-1215 (349 amino acids)
Cellular component (GO): cytoplasm
Molecular function (GO): zinc ion binding; alcohol dehydrogenase (NAD+) activity
Source: RefSeq, a predicted model, not a curated record